Molecule: messenger RNA, 559 nt
Organism: Schistosoma margrebowiei
Lineage: Eukaryota; Metazoa; Platyhelminthes; Trematoda; Strigeidida; Schistosomatidae
Source: the annotation of a GenBank genome assembly
UGACAAGCGCGAUGCACAAACCGUGACCUUGGCUAAUUGGAAGUUUCUUCAUAAUUUUAUGGUUCUUUGGUCUAACUGUUCGACACUAAAGGCAACCACAUAACAAUUCAUAAUACCAGCAUAGAAAAUUUAAAGAUUCGUCCCAUUCAAUAAAAAUGCCGAACGAGCAGAUUCACAUUGAGCAUUUCAUUCGAAGUCUUAGCAGCACUAUAAGCUAUGUGAAAUCUGAUAUUCGGUUGGAAGCCUCGUCAACCAAACUUCAGUCUUUACCAAUACGUACUUACUUGGAGAGAUUAGUUGUGCCAGUACUUAUUCAUGGCCUUAUACAACUGUGUAAAGAAAGACCACAGAAACCGAUUGAGUAUUUAGCAGCAUACUUACUGAAAAACAAAAAUUAUGGACAAGAUAUCAUUACUGGUACCAAGUAAUCGACUGAAGAAACAUAAUUACAAUUUAUGAAUAAACAAAUCGAAUAUAAACUUAAUUGUAAUGCUAGAUUCUUUUGCAUGCACGCGUCAGCAAACGAAAUUUUGGCAAACAAUACCUAUCACUAGUUUAA